Molecule: messenger RNA, 1338 nt
Organism: Trichomonas vaginalis G3
Lineage: Eukaryota; Parabasalia; Trichomonadida; Trichomonadidae
Product: ankyrin repeat and SOCS box-containing protein 4 family
Exons: 1
Coding region: 1-1338 (445 amino acids)
Source: RefSeq, a predicted model, not a curated record
AUGGAAGUUCCAUCUGGCCAAAAACUAUUUCAAGACUUACCAAUUCCAGAUAGCUUUGUUAUAUACGACGAAAUGGAAACUCUCAUUCUUGAUGGAGAUGAAGAACAAAUUCCAGAAAUAGUUAAAUUUAUUAAAGAAAACUUUAACGAUAAUGAAUAUGAACAAUGCUACUUAACAGUUAUAAACUUUUGCGUUAUGUAUCCCACAAGAUUACGAUAUUUUGGUUUAUUAUACGUACAAAUGAUGGAAAAGAUCGGAAAAUAUCCAAUUACCUAUACAUUAGUUCAUCUCAAUAUUGCAUUAGCUCGCUUUGUUUAUUUACAUAAUGGUUAUUCUCUUCAACAAUUCCAAAGCUGCUCAUAUUUUACAGAUUUAUAUGCAAAAUACUUCGGAUCUGAUACAACAAAAGGAUUAUCUGAGGACCAACUUCUUAAAUUCUACGAAGAUGAUACAUUACAAUCAAUAAUUUUUCAUGAUGACAUAGAUAAGCUUGUUCAAGUAUCCUCUCUUCCUAAUUUCGACUUCAACCAGCGAUUGAAACUUAAUGAUUGCCAUUUCAACAUAAAUUUCGAAGUUUCUUUGAUUGGCUUUGCUUGUUUAUAUGGUUCCGUCCAAUGUUUCAAGUAUUUGAAACUCAGUACAUCAGGUAUUAGUCAUGAUACUGCCGGAUAUGCAAUAAUCGGCGGAAAUUACGAAAUUAUACAUAUUUGUAUACGAGAAAUUGGUUCUGGGAACAUUUUACUAACAAAUGCGAUCCAAUAUCAUAAGAAUGGCAUUGCUGACUGGUUAUUAAUGAAUACUCCUGAUCUAAAAGCGACAAUUGAUGCAGCUCUCUACGGUUUCAACACAAGAGCAGUUUAUUUCUACAUAACUGAACCGUUAAGAGCCAGUACAAGAUUUGUUAAGUACGAUUACGAUGUAACUCUCGCUGCUUCCAUCGGAUAUUCUUUAUUACUUAGAUAUUACGUAGAGAACAACAAGAAGUUCUUCCGAUCUCUAUGGAAUGAUCCAAUGUUAUCAGCAUCAAUGUGCAGAAGCUUUGAAUCAAUUAAAAUUUUGAAAGAUAGUGGUUUCAAGGGAAAUCUUAUUCAUAUUGCAGCAUUUGGAGAUGAUAUUGAACUUGCAAAGCUCUUUAUCAAAGAAAGCAGUCAAAAAGACAUGGAAACUGCAAUGGAAAGUUGCAUCAAAGUUAAUGCAGUGAAUGUGGCCAGAAUUUUGUUUGAAAAUGGCUAUGUAAGUAAUGUCCACCAUCAUAUGCCUAGUUCUGAAAUGAAAGCUCUUUUCGAUCAGUAUUCAAAAGAAUCAAAUGAAGAAGAAGACAAAAAUGAUGAAGAAUAA